This is a messenger RNA of Paramormyrops kingsleyae, 1211 nucleotides long. Lineage: Eukaryota; Metazoa; Chordata; Actinopteri; Osteoglossiformes; Mormyridae. The record is from RefSeq and is a predicted model, not a curated record.
UUCUUGAAAUAUACGUGAUUCUGAACAUUUACAAAUUUCAAACAUUGAACACAAGUGCGCCUCUUCCUUCCUUCCUUUCCGUAAAGAAGAUGGCUGCUAUCAACGUAUGGCUGCUGUGUCUCUUGUGUGUAUCAUCGUGCAAUUCAGGGACAACAAAGACCAUCUAUGGUGCAGUCAGUGAAUCUGCAAGGUUACGCCACAGCUCCCCUCCUCUCAACCCUACACAGAUUCAAUGGCGCCACAAUGGAACAAUGUUCUUAUUUUAUAAUAAUCCAGGAGAACUUAAUUACCCACAGGAAAAUAAGUUUCAGCUGAAUAAAACAGAUGGAUCCCUUCAGAUCUUCAACCUAUGUGUAAAUGAUAAUGGGAAUUACAAAGUUACAAUAAUGAGUACAUCGCCUGAGAUCAGUGAAGAAAUAAGACUCAUUGUGGUUGAAAAGAUCAAAAAACCAGAGCUGAAGGUGUUGAAUGCGUCGCCCGGGACUGGAUUCUGCUUAGUGAACGUAAUGUGCAUUUCCUUCGACAACCACUCGGUGGAGGCAGAGUGCAACAUCACAUCUGGCACCUCUUCAUGUACAGAGACCAAGAAGGGCAGCUCUCCUGACCUCUACAUCUCAGCUCAGCGGAAAAUAAUUUCCUGCAUUAGCAGCAACUUUGCCAGCUCUAACAGCAGCAGCAUCUCUAUCAAAGACUACUGUGAAGGUUUUAACAAUGGAAGUCAUUACACAACCUGCGUUUUCUUAGUUGAGUUGCUACUUGUUUUAGUAGCUCUACUUUUUUAGGGAAUACUUUUAGUAAUGGGGGGGCAUGGUGGUGCAGUGGUUAGCACUGUUGCCUCACGCCUCUGGGACCUGGGUUCAAGUCUCCACCUGGGUCCGUUUGUGUAGUGUGUGUGUGCAGGUUUUUCAGCUGAUCAAAUCAAUCUUCAGCCAAUCAGUCCUCUAAUUAGGGAAUUGCAGCAAAAACCUGCAUAUACAGCAGCCCUUUCUGGAUAAGAUGCCCACCCCUGCACUAGUGGUACUAGCUGCAUAAAAUUCUAAUUAGGAGGCAGGAAAGUGGCAAACAUUGAAGCUUCCUAUUGGCUCUAGCAAAAGCUCCACCCAGCCAAAAUGUAACCCUAUAAAGUCAUUAUACUGUCAUUAGCUGCUUGCCCCUAGCUGGUAAUCCAUGCAGAAUAAAGCAUGAAAAUGAACCUAAAAGGUAUUAAAUCA